AUGGGAGCUGAAGGACUACCCAGUCUAUCUGACCCCAGCCUGAAAGCUUUUGAAGGAGCUACUCUCCGUUACGCCUCACUGAGACUGCACCCUGCCCAGUUAGAKACAGUGGACCUCAACAGUGCUUGCACUGACCCAGAGGGACAGUCGUUCCCGGUGCGUUCUCUGGGCUGGGUGGAGAUGGCAGAGAGAGACCUGGCAGAGGGGAGGAGCAGUGUGGCUGUCCAUCACUGUAUCAGGCAGUUGUCGUACUGUAGGAGGGACAUACGAGACUCGGCAGGGGUCUGGGGAGAGGGUAAAGGCAUGCUGCUGGUGCUGCAGGACCGUGAUCUGACCCUGGUCCACCCGGACGACCACAGCAUGCUCCACUCUCAGCCAAUCAGCAGCAUCCGUGUGUGGGGCGUCGGCCGAGACCAUGACAGGGAAAGGGACUUUGCCUAUGUGGCGAGAGACAAAACCACGCGGGUGUUGAAAUGUCAUGUGUUUCGAUGUGAUACCCCUGCAGAAGCCAUAGCAACGAGUCUCCACGAAAUCUGUUCCAAGAUUAUGGCUGAGAGGAAGAGUGCCAAAGCUGCUGCCGGCAGCUCAUCCCAAACAGGCUCCGAUGUUCCUCUCCAGGAGUUUCCCGUCCCAAAGACUGAGCUGGUGCAGAAGUUCAAUGUGAACUACCUGGGGAUGACGUCUGUGUCUCGCCCCAUAGGUAAGAGAAGUAUGGACAUCAUCAACGGGGCUAUAGAGAGCCUGGUGUCCUCCACAGGAAAAGAGGACUGGACCCCUGUCAUACUGAGUGUGGCUGACGCCACCGUGGCUGUCAUCAAGGAGAAGGAAGAGGAGGAGGAAGUGCUGGUGGAGUGCCGCGUGCGUUUCCUGUCCUUCAUGGGAGUGGGCCGGGACAUCCACACCUUUGCUUUCGUYAUGGACUCUGGGAACCAGCACUUCCAGUGCCACGUGUUCUGGUGUGACCCCAACGCUGGCAGUGUGUCUGAGGCCGUGCAGGCUGCUUGUGUGCUGCGGUAUCAGAAGUGUCUGGUGGCACGCCCCCCCUCCCAGAGAGCUGGCUCCUCCUCCCCGCCCCCCGACUCGGUGACRCGCCGGGUGACCACCAGCGUGAAGCGUGGCGUCCAGUCUCUCAUAGACACUCUGAAAACAAAGAAAACGCCCUCAGAACUGCCUCAGCAAUGACGGACAGCUCACUGACCACACCCCCUACCACAGCCCCUGGCUUUGUCACUCACACUAUCGCCACAACUACGACCUACAACCACUCCUAACCAAUACCAGCCAUGGUAACCAACGAUGUACAUACAUGUUAACUUAACACCACUGGGCAGACCAAAGGAGGAAUGGAUCUGGAAAURUGUAUCUGCUCAAAAUAAUAAAAAGUGAACUAAUCUGCAGAAGAAGAAGAGGAAGGCCAAGCUACAGCAGAAUGAUGUGCUGUUAAUUUGGGUCAUCACUAGUGGAACUUUCCAUUGAGCUUUGAACUCUGCUGUGUCAUAGCGAGACUUGCCUACUUUAGCCAGGCCACAGCUGUCCUCACCAGGCACUGCCUCGUCUUGUGGAGUAUUAUUACUACUGAGCUGUAUGGAGUAUUAAGCCGAUGUCACACAAAGCAUUCUGGAUACAAUUUAUGUUGCUUGCAACAAAGUUGCACCUGUGUUGCACAGUGUGUCACCCCCCAAAUGUUUUGGGGCCUGCAACUUAGUUGCAUUGCACCGCAAGAUAGAAAUGAAUCCUAUUUCACGCAACUGACUGUAUGCGGUGUCCAAUCAGUGAGCAGAAAAAAAAGUUUACAUGACUCGUCAUAUCGUUCCGUACGGAACUCUGACCCGGUUGUCGUGUCAACACAGCUGUAAAUGCUGUYGCAAACCACAACAAAAGAGACAUGCCAAAUGUCCGAAAAAAUUGUCUAGUCAUGGCUUACGUACAUGCUCUGGCAGUCAAUAAAUGUCAUUUUAAAAGUGAACCCAGACCUUUAUCUGUGCUGUUUCAACUGAAAUUCUCCAACAUGAACUGCGCUAGCUAGGUUAGCUCGUUGCUAGCUUAUUUAGCUAGCUGGCUUGGUAAAACAUAGCCCUUGAUCAUGAUUCUCAGUUCCAUUACAUUAUACAUAAGACUUAUUGGAUGAAGGCGUCUUCUCUACGGGGGAGUUUUGUUAAGAGCCCCGAUGCUCAAUCUGAACAUUAACACGAGUCGCUUGCGGUACGGUUUUGGAAGCGUAAGGACCUUAUCUUUCAUAUCAUCGAGAAAUAAUAAAAUAAAAAAUAAAAAGGUUAAUUUGAUACACACCUUGCUACUGUAAGUGUAUCUUUUUUUAUUUGAAGGAUUCUUUCUCUUCUGAUGAAAGACAAGGGCCACAUGYUUUGAAAGCCUUGAUUAUUGACGUUUCUAAACGUCUAAACACAGCGUCRGGAUUGUAGUCAACAUGARCCAGUCGUGGGCUAAGCGAAAGGCUGAAAACUGUAGGGAGAAGGCAGAAUGCCGUCUUGAGUUUUCGAGAGCUGGGUAAAAACAGAUUUGGCAAUAGGCAAAAUUCUAGCUAACUAAAUUGUACAGCCAGCAUUUUUGUCUAUAUCGAUGCUGUUACAAUUACCAAACAUUUGGAUAAACAAAUAAUUUAUGAAMCCAUKAUGUGAUACAUAACAGGAUUGGAUGUUGCAUGCGAUUUAAAUUGCGUCCAAAUUGCUUUCUGUGACGCAGGCUAAUAAUGAGACACACUGGACAUACAUGAGAAAAAGAAACAAUCCCCAUUGAGUGCUGGCUUUGUUGCAUCAGGAAGCCCACACUGAAUGUGUGUUUGUUUAUCUACCCSUUUUUUGUACUUCUUGUACACAGUGAGAGCAGCCCUGUUCCCAUCGCAGUGCCAAACUGAGUAGCAUUCCAGAACGGGACACACACACACACAAUGGUCUCUUUAAGACGUCUGUCUCGUUGACGUGGAAACGGGACAUGCUUAUGGCAAAAGCCGAUCGCUACGGACAAGGCCACUGACCAAUCGCCGCCAUCCAGCUGUUCUACCCGACCUGGUAACCUUUGAGCCCCAGACUCCAACAGAGACGUGUCAUGUGACGGACUAGACAGCCAUGAUGUCCUAACAGAUACAGGAAGUGCACAGAGCAUGGGAACCAAUGUAUUCCAUCCCAUCUGGCUCACAUAACGGACUGAACCAAUGUCUCCCUUGAGGGGUGCUCGGAUUGUACUAUACUUAUUGUAAAGUAAUGAUUGUACCCCAGGUUGGAGAUGAGAGGUGAGAGGGAGGAAUGGGGUGGUGUUGGUAUUUCAUGUGUCUGUAAUCUGAAUGUGAGGGGAGAGAUAGAGAUGGAUCAUCAUUGGAGAGAGAAGUUACUGAGGAGGGUGUCAUUAUGGAGAUAGGUGCUCUGCACAAAAGCCUAACCCCACCAGACUAUCUAAACCUGUCCCCCCACACACACACACACACACACACACACACACACGUUCACCAAACUAUGGAGAGCUGACCGCCCACUGUCUCCUUUAGGACCCAGGAACACCUCUCUACACUCUAACUCAACUCUGUGAAUGCAAUCCACUCCAACGUUAAAAACAUACGUGAAAAUAGUGUGAUUCAUGUGCUCUGUUCUUCACUCAUCUCUACACCAUGUAAUUGUAAUCUGUUGUGAAAAUAAAUGCAAUACCAAAACAAG
Messenger RNA from Salvelinus sp. IW2-2015, 3665 nucleotides. NCBI's taxonomy places the organism in Eukaryota, Metazoa, Chordata, Actinopteri, Salmoniformes, Salmonidae. The record is from RefSeq and is a predicted model, not a curated record.